Messenger RNA from Cylicocyclus nassatus, 1712 nucleotides. Lineage: Eukaryota; Metazoa; Nematoda; Chromadorea; Rhabditida; Strongylidae. The record is from the annotation of a GenBank genome assembly.
GUUUACGGAAGGGCUCGUUACGGCCGUGUCGACGCGAGCCCUGGCCGUGUCUUCCCCCGCAAGCUCGAUCAUCUCAGCUGUCUAUUACAACGAUUCUGCGCCCCACAAUAAACUGUUGCCAAUUGUAUAGCGAUCGAUUAGUGAGCGACGGCUUCUACCUCUCGCUUUUCCGUCGAAUUUCACCUCGCCUGCCGUUCGCAAAACCGUCCCCAAAACCUGUUGAAAUCAUCAGAUGGUUUGCGCGGGAAUGGAACAUGUGAACGGGGAACUUGCUCACGGGUUUGAGAAUCUUGUUUGCGUCAGAUGCAACGACGGAUUCUCUCUCCAAGAUCAAAUAGUCAACUCUUCAGGACAAGUCUGGCAUUCAGAAUGCUUUGUAUGUGCACAGUGCUUCGAACCCUUCCCAGAUGGCAUUUAUUUUGAGUUCGAAGGCAGAAAAUACUGUGAGCAUGACUUCCACGUUCUGUAUGCUCCAUGUUGUGGAAAGUGCAACGAAUUCAUCGUUGGUCGCGUGAUCAAGGCCAUGAAUGCCAGCUGGCAUCCGGAUUGUUUCCGUUGUGAAUUGUGCUCGAAAGCAUUAGCUGAUAUUGGCUUUCUUAGAAAUGCUGGCAGAGCUCUAUGUCGAGAUUGCAACGAACGAGAGAAGGCGGCUGGUUCAGGUCGAUAUGUGUGCCAUCGUUGUCAUGCUAUGAUCGAAGAGGGUCAGCACAUAAAAUUCCGUGGGGACUCUUUCCACCCCUAUCAUUUCAAGUGCAAACGAUGCAAUGUCGAGCUGACAGUACAAUCUCGGGAGGUGGGUGGCGAGCUAUACUGUUUACGAUGUCACGACACUAUGGGUAUCCCUAUAUGUGGUGCUUGUCAUCGGCCCGUUGAGGAAAGAGUUGUGACAGCGCUAGGCAAACAUUGGCACGUAGAGCACUUCGUCUGUUAUGUGUGUGAGAAGCCAUUUCUCGGUCAUCGACACUAUGAGCGGAAGGGAUUGGCCUAUUGCGAGCAACACUACCACAAGCUUUACGGCAAUGUUUGCUACAAAUGCGGUGAGCCUUGCGGUGGCGAGGUCUUCCAGGCACUCAACAAAAGUUGGUGCAUUGACUGUUUUGCUUGUUCCUUCUGCGACAAAAAGAUGGACCAUAGGACGAAAUUUUACGAAUUUGAUAUGAAGCCCACAUGUAAGAGAUGCUACGACCGUUUCCCAACAGAGCUCAAAAAGAGGAUAUCAGAUAGCUUGAAGGACCGAGACAUUGAGAUUCAACGUCGGAGAUCACAAAGUCCAGGCGCUAUACGGCAAACAUGAAACGAAAGGAGGAAUGAAAUUUUAUGGCAAGUAACUCUGAAACUUGAAGGUUACUUCAUGAACCUCUUCUCGUUGACUAUUAACCAGAGCAUGAAGCUGUGAAUCUAUAUCCAAACUGCUUCUCAUAUGUAUAUGCAAUGUCACUAUGAACUUGCUUUUUUUUCUGAGUUUCGAAGCUGGUGCUAUUGUUAUCGUAUAUUUGGGUUGUCAGAAAAUUUGUAUGCUGCUAAAUUGAGCGCAUAUUCUCAGAAUUUUGUUGCCUUGAGAUUCUUAUUUUGCACUUCUUGAUUACUGCCACCAAAGCUGAAUAGAUUAGAUUUGUCAUCAUGGAUGUAUUUUUUAUGCAAACUCUGUGGAUGAAACUACGAACAGCGAGUCCUUGGAAGAAGAGUUUGUGAAGGCACAUAAACAUAAAAUC